Molecule: messenger RNA, 4101 nt
Organism: Neohortaea acidophila
Lineage: Eukaryota; Fungi; Ascomycota; Dothideomycetes; Mycosphaerellales; Teratosphaeriaceae
Exons: 2
Coding region: 1-4101 (1366 amino acids)
Biological process (GO): RNA processing
Cellular component (GO): ribonucleoprotein complex
Molecular function (GO): RNA binding; protein binding
Source: RefSeq, a predicted model, not a curated record
AUGAACAUCAACGCUCUCCUCUCCCCCUCCGACUCUCCUGCCCGCGAUGAUUCCUCGUCAUCGGCCAGCCCGCCCGCCAAGGCGGCCACGCCCUAUGCUUCGCGCAAGCGCUCUGCGCUGAACAGAGAGGUGUCGCAGGAGGAAUCGCGCUCUCCCGAAUCUGACAGGUCAACUGCUGCCUUUCCCUCAGCCUCUUCCCACGCCUUCCCCGGCCCCUCUGCUUCGCGCGGGACAGUCCCAAAUUUCCGCCCCCUCCAUCCCCCACCCACCAGUCAUCCCGCCGCCUCCUCUAGCGCUCCUCCUCCCCAUGGAGGUGUGGCGCAGACUCUCUAUCAACCUAUAACCUCCGCUCGGAGAACUUCCUCCACGCCCCAGAUGGAAACGUUGGCAGACUUGGCCUCGAUGCAACGGCAACAAACCACCCGGCCUCUCUCAGCCAACAACUUCCGCUCUUCCGUGCCCAGCACAUCGCGUUCACCUGCACUCAACCCCCAACCCCCACCCAUCCGUCCGCAGGACUAUCUGAGGAACUCUCGCAAAUCCGUCGUCGACCUCACCAUGUCCGAGGCGGCCGCGCAAACGCCGCCCCCUCGCGCCGUUGCCUCCAACGUCCUGUCCGAAGCCCAGACACAACGCGUCACAGAUCUGCUCACCUAUCUCGCCGACAACUCAUACGCGUACGACUCGCAUGUGGAGCUCAUCAACAUCCUCCAUGCCGCCUUCAUCGCCCAUGCCGCACCUUCUGCGGACGGUGCGCCGCCAGACCAAGGAGCACCCCCUCCCGACUUUCCCCUGCUCACCGAGCUACGCCAAGCUCGUGAAGCCAUGGAUACGCGGUUCGCCGUUGGCGAGGAUCUCUGGGAUGACUGGCUGUCGGAUGAGAUCCGCGUAGCCACUUCAAGUGAGGAGCGUCUCGCCAUCACUGAGCUGUUCCAGAAAGCCGUGGCAGAUGAGCCGGCGUCGGUCAAGUUAUGGCAAAUGUACGCUGGCUGGGUCUGGAUCAACUACGUCGCAUGCAACACCACUUCUUCCCCCGAUCCCGCCUCCCACUCGAGAUGGACGGAGGAGGACAAGGCGCUCUGCAAAGACCUCUUCACCCGCCAUCUCGUCAUUGAUGUGUUGGAGCAGGCCAUUGCAUCAACCCAGUGGCGUGUUGACGAAAGCCACGUGGUCUGGAACCGCUACGCCGAGCUGGUGCAGGAGGAUUUCCCGACUACGCCCAAGCCCGGCGAAAUCGAGCGGCUGCGUGGGAUGUACGUGGCACGUUUGCAAUUCCCACACGCUACGUGGGAAGAGACGUCGCAGAUGUUCUGGUCGAUUGUGUCCAAGUACGAAAGCGGGAAUUGGGAGGCCAUCAUGGCAGAGGUUCAGAGUCUGACGGGGCCGGCCAAGGCACAGAUGAGCCAACGCGAGCCCCACGAAUCCAAUCUCCAGAGAGCCAUCGACGCAGGCAAUCGGGAUGACAUCUUCAACCAAUUUACUCAAUACAUUCAAUGGGAACGAAACCGCGAGAGGAAGCAGAAGAACCGUUCGGCACUGGACAAGGAGCUGAGGAGUGCGCUGUAUGAGCGGGCGCUCUUGCGUUUCCCUACCCAUACAGAGUGGUGGAUCGACUACGUGGAUUUUGUCAUCAGCUCGGGCUCAUCCACGCCCGUGCUGCCGCUUAUCGAACGUGGAACGCGACACUGCCCGUGGUCUGGUGAGCUGUGGGCCCGUAGGAUCCUUCAGUUGGCCGUCGACGGUAGGCCACAUCAUGAGAUCGAAGCGACGAAGCAUCGCGCGACCAAUUCCGGUCUCCUCGAUGUUGGCGGAAUGGAAGAGAUGGUAAAAGUCUUGCAACAAUGGUGUAGCUUUCUCCGAAGGCACGCCUUCGCCACGGCGAGCUCCGAAGACGACAUUGAUACGGCAGAAGUGGGCAUCACCAUGGCUCUUGAAGACAUUCAACAAGCCGGCAAGAAGAUAUAUGGCAAGGACUUCCAAGGCGACCCAUUGUUCCGCCUCGAGCAAAUCCAGAUCAAGUUCCUGUCUGAAGCCCGUCGCUUUGAGGAUGCUCGAAAGAUCUACCAGAACCUCGUGAAGACGCAGAAGAACUCGUUCGAUUUCUGGUCGAAAUAUUACAACUGGGAGCUGUGGAUCUGGGGCUACGAUCGGAUCAAAGAUCGCACUCGCGUCGAGACCCCUGACAACGGCCCGGACAAAGCGUCUGCUGUCCUCCAAGAGGCAUUGUCACAGCGUGAGAUCGACUGGCCCGAAAAGGUCUUGGACAUGUAUAUCAACCACUUCCAGCAACACGAGUCCGGGCAGAGAUUGCGAAGCGCCAUUAUUGAAGCACGAGAGGUCGCGAAACACUUGGCUUGGCGAAAAGCGGCCGAAGCCGCGGAGGCAGCCCAGGGCAUGGAAGCGGCGCAGCAGGCGGCAUCACAAGCGCAGUUGGAGGCCAAAUUGGCUACGGCGCAGGGUGGUCAAGGUGGUGGUUCAGUCGCAGGCGACAAACGGAAGCGAAGCGAUGAGCCCCCCUUCAACGGCCAUAGCGAGAAAAAGACGAAGACUGAAGAGCAAAGAGCAGACCCCAGCGCACCUGGAAACCCUGCACAUGAGCCGUCUGCCUCGUCAAGUGCUCAGGUGAAGCGCGACCGCGAGCACAACACCAUCACCAUCAGCGAUUUGCCUGCAGAUGUCGAAGAACUUGACGUGAAGAAAUUCUUCCGCGACAUCGGCGCCCCAGUCUCGAUUAACAUCCGCCUCGAUGAGCAUCGUGACACCGCGACCGCAACGGUGGAGUUUGAGGCGCAAGAAGACGUGCUGGCGGCCCGGACACGUGAUGGCAAGAUGCUCAAAGGGAAAGAAGUGCGUAUUCAAAGCGGCACCCAAAGCACGCUUUACGUGGCGAACUAUCCGCCCGAACACGACGAGCUGGCCAUCCGCAAGCUGUUUGAGAGCUACGGUGAAAUCUUGAGCGUUCGGUUCCCGUCGCUCAAGUACAACAACAGACGCCGCUUCUGCUAUGUACAAUUCUUGACAUCUGACAUGGCCAAAGCAGCGGAGGCUGCAAUGGACGGGAAGAUGCUCGAUGGCAGUCACAAGCUGCUGGCCAAGAUCUCGGACCCGGAAGCGAAGAAGCAGCGCGCGGGUGCGCAAGCCGAAGGCCGUGAGCUGUUUGUCAAGAAUAUCGAGCGGACCGCCCCGGAUGAAGAGAUCAAAGCGUUCUUUGAGAAGUACGGCACGGUCGUCAGCAUGAACCUGGUGAAGUUGGUCAACGGAAAGAAGACUGGAACCGCCUUCGUCAUCUACGCCACCGCAGACGGAGCCCAUGCCGCGCUCGAAGCAGACAACAAGCCCUUCCACGAUCGUAUCUUGCACGUCGAGCUCGCCUCCGCCAAGGGCCGCGCUGCGCCGCUCGACCGCGCAAAGAAGGAGAACAUCAUCGUGAGCCAGGCUCACUCCGCUUCGCCCGAGCCGGACGCAAAUGGUCGCCGCAGCUCAGACGCGUCGAUGCACUCCAGCAACAACCCCGCCGACGAGUCCUACAAGACGGCGCGCGAGCGCAAAAUCGCCAUUUUCAAUCUCCCCGACACGGUCAACGACGCUCGCAUCCGCUCCGCCAUGGAAGAGCACGGCCCCAUUCUGCAGAUCCAGCUGCGCAGACGCGACAAUGGCGCGAUUGUGGAGUUCAAGAACGUCCAAGACGCCUUCAACGUGCGGCAGGGCGUGGACUGUGCUGCUCUCGGCGCAGAUGUGAAGACGGGCGACGUGGCGGACUUGCUUACGAAGGUGAAGCAGAGGCAGGAUGGCGAUGGGCAGCAGCCGUCGUCGUCUGCGGUGCAAAGGGGAAGUGGUCAUUCAGCCGCAACUGCAGGGGACAUGAGACCGCCUUCGAUCGUUCGUCCAACGCAACGAGGUGGAAGACGUGGCGGUCUGGGUUUCAAGAGAGGCGGCCCCUCCGCUGUGGGUGCGGGCAGGAGCAGUGGUGAGACGACUACUGUUGCUGAUGCAGCCGAUGCACAGCAGCAGGGGAAGCCUGCGAAGAGCAACGACGACUUCCGUAACAUGUUCAUCAAGAGCAAGGAGGCCGCUGAGGAGUCGAAUGCGGGCAAGGAAUGA